AUGCUUUUCUUCAGCUUCUUCAAGACCCUUACCAACCAGACGGUUACUAUCGAGCUUAAGAAUGAUAUCCGCAUCCGCGGAAUCCUGAAGUCGGUCGAUCAGUACCUGAACAUCAAGCUGGACGAUAUCGAAGUGCUGGACCUCGACAAGUACCCGCACUUGUCUUCUGUGAAGAACAUGUUCAUUCGUGGUAGUGUGGUGCGCUAUGUGAUGCUGCCCCGGUCGGAGGUUGACGUGGGUUUGUUGGAGGACGCUACAAGGCGAGAGGCUGCCAACCAGGCUGGCAAGGCCCGGUAA
Molecule: messenger RNA, 297 nt
Organism: Penicillium cataractarum
Lineage: Eukaryota; Fungi; Ascomycota; Eurotiomycetes; Eurotiales; Aspergillaceae
Product: Sm-like protein LSM2
Exons: 3
Coding region: 1-297 (98 amino acids)
Biological process (GO): mRNA splicing, via spliceosome
Cellular component (GO): U4/U6 x U5 tri-snRNP complex; precatalytic spliceosome; U6 snRNP
Molecular function (GO): RNA binding
Source: RefSeq, a predicted model, not a curated record